This is a messenger RNA of Megalobrama amblycephala (Wuchang bream), 3465 nucleotides long. It is a transcript of the gene klc3, whose product is annotated as kinesin light chain 3. The transcript is spliced from 14 exons. The coding region runs from base 315 to 1856 and encodes 513 amino acids. Gene Ontology annotation, biological process: axo-dendritic transport. The record is from RefSeq and is a predicted model, not a curated record. Gene Ontology annotation, molecular function: kinesin binding. Gene Ontology annotation, cellular component: kinesin complex; membrane-bounded organelle; cytoplasm. Lineage: Eukaryota; Metazoa; Chordata; Actinopteri; Cypriniformes; Xenocyprididae.
CCGCGCGCAGCCGCAGUACAUGGUGUGAACCGACGGAUCAGGUAAGCGCUGUUAAUUCAGCCUGUCUGCGACGCAACAACAGGUGAAUGAAUGACAGCGACGGAGGCUUUAAUCGUUUAUAGCCACUACAUCAAGGAAAUAAAGAUGUGAUGUGGAAUAUUUUAGUCGGAAUUGUCUGGCUGUAAAGUUGGGACGCGUCGCGGACACUUGUCCGAGUUACUGCAGAGAAUCCAUUUUUAUUAUGAAGCUUUUUCUUUCCUUGCUGCCAAAAGGAGAUUGUGCUUUUAGUGGGAAUUAAGGUACUGAGGUCAGACAUGUUGUCAGGGGAGGAAAUCUUAUGCAGCACCCAGCAGGUGAUCGCAGGGCUGGAGGCUUUGCGUGGAGAGAACCGCACGCUGCUGGAUAGCCUGCAGGAAACACUCCAGUGCCAGACAUCCAGCGAGAGCGGCAGCCUGGAACAGGAGAAGACCAGCAUCAUUUUAGAGUCUCUAGAGAGGAUUGAGCUGGGCUUAGGAGAGGCACAAGUAAUGAUGGCGCUGUCAGCACACCUGGGCUCCUUGGAGGCAGAGAAGCAAAAGUUGCGUGCUCAGGUGCGAAGGUUGUGCCAGGAGAACCAGUGGCUGAGGGAUGAGCUGGCCCGGGCCCAGCAGCAGCUACAGGAGCGAGAACAGGAAGUGGUUACCUUAGAGGAGCAGAACAGACACCUGCAGUUCAUGAGCAGCAUCCGCAAGUACGACCACGAAGAGCCGUCUCUGGAGGAUAAAGACGCUUCUUCAGGGAAGGAGUCCCUUGAUGAUCUCUUUCCUACUGAAGAAGAGGAGCAGUCACACAUGUCUCGGCCACACAGUAGUGCCGCUGCUGCUGCCCAGCAGGGAGGAUAUGAGAUCCCUGCCCGACUCCGAACGCUCCACAACCUGGUGAUCCAGUACGCCUCUCAGGGCCGCUACGAGGUGGCUGUGCCACUCUGCAAGCAAGCUCUGGAGGACCUGGAGAAAUCCUCAGGCCACAGCCACCCAGAUGUUGCCACCAUGCUCAAUAUCCUGGCUUUAGUGUACAGGGAUCAGAACAAAUACAAGGAAGCUGCCAAUCUCCUGAAUGAUGCAUUGGCCAUACGUGAGAAGACGCUAGGCAUGGACCAUCCAGCUGUGGCCGCUACUCUGAAUAAUCUGGCCGUGUUGUAUGGAAAAAGGGGGAAGUACAAAGAGGCAGAGCCACUGUGUAAAAGAGCUCUGGAGAUCAGAGAAAAGGUGCUUGGGUUGGAUCACCCUGAUGUAGCCAAGCAGCUGAAUAACUUAGCCCUCCUAUGCCAGAACCAGGGCAAAUACGAGGAGGUGGAGCAGUACUAUGAACGUGCCCUGCAUAUUUACCAGAGCCAGCUGGGUCCUGACGAUGCCAAUGUGGCCAAGACAAAGAACAAUCUGGCCUCCUGCUACCUCAAGCAGGGUAAAUACAGGCAAGCUGAGGCUCUUUAUAAAGAGAUUCUGACUCGUGCUCAUGAGAAGGAGUUCGGCUCAGUGGAGGGGGACGGCCGGCCAGUUUGGAUACAUACAGAGGAAGGAAGCUCUAGACAGGAUGGUCUGGGAAGUCUGAAGCGCAGUGGAUCAUUUACCAAGCUCCGGGAAUCCAUAAGACGAAGCAGUGAAAAACUUGUUCGGAAGCUGAAAGGAGUUGGACCACAAGAAACGACCCCUCGAGCUGCUGGGAUGAAGCGAGCCAAUUCUCUCAAUGUGCUUAAUGUGGGUCUUAAAGAGAAUCAAGAGGGUGCUAUGAAGCCCAAUAGGCUGACAGACACACGGGGUCUGAGUUCCAGCACGCAGAGUUUAGCCCGCCGCGCAUCUCUGGGUGGAGACAGCUAACCUUCAGCCACACCAUAUGACAUCAGGACUGUACUGGUCUGUAAUUACUGCAGAGAUCAUAUUUGACAAUGAUAUGAGAAAUAGUAUGUGACAAUGAAUGCAGGCCUCCCUGAGGCACACACGUCAAAGCAGUCUGUCAAAGUGCUCCUGGGAAAGGGAAACACACUUUGGCUUUACAAAAAGAAGAAGCUUUUUUUACUUUGUUGAAAUCAGUUUGAUCUCUGUAUUUUUUUAAAAGCCAGUUGCAAUAUAAAAAGUCACAGAAAAUCUUAACUUAUUGCAUUCCAAAGCUAUGACCAGAUUGAGGUUUUGCUAAUACAAUCCAAUAUUAAUACAUAUUCAUUCCUAAGAUUACUAUAAUUUUACCACAACCUUCAUCAGGAUGCAGUUUUGUCACAUUUACUGUUGCUUGGCAAAAUUUUGCUGGCGGAAUACAGUUGUUACAUUAUAUGAUCACACUCUUUAUUCAUGCAUGACAAGACACAAAAGAGAACGCAGUGUGUUACUGGCACGCGCUCUCUGUGAAUCUCCUUUGUGACUUACACACGACUUGUGCGCACAGAAAGACGCUUCGGACAGCGCUUAGACAAAAACACAAAAUGAUGGCAAAAUGCCUGUUUCUCUAGUAUCCUCGCAAGCAGUCUUACAUGAGUUAAAAAACGGGAUGCGUGUUAGAUCCGCGUCAGGUCUAAAAGUGACAGCAUCCUAAUAAACCUGCCGUUGUCUGUCAUUUAAAGGCACAAUAUGUAAGAUUUUUGGAUUAAAAUAUCCACAAACCACUAGAACAAUGUUAUAUAUUUUGUUGACUUGUGUACUUACAUUAUCUCAAAUAGCGAAAUACACAGAGUAGCAUUAUAACAACUUUCCAAAACCUGUUAGACCUACCUAAAAAUCUUAAAGCACUGUUUACAAGAUUACAUGGGUCAAAUGUGCAAUUCAUUAGUUGAUUUUUUUUUUUUUGAACCGAUUCACAGCACUAAAUUUCUAAAUUUCAGUGACUACACCUUAACACUGUUUAUUUUGAAUAUUGUAGCAUUAUUUGAAAUACAUUUCAUGUUCUCACGCCGUCAUGCAGUAAAAUUAUAGUAUUGGAAUUGAACCGUUUCAAUUGCGCGCAAAUCGGAUCUAAACGCACUGAAAAUUCCUAAUUAAAGCUACGUGAUGUCACAUUCCAAGAUGAAUGGAACAUAUUUAUGAAGUAAUGUCAAACAAUUGUGGUACUUACUUGUGCCUAUAAAAUAAGGGACUUUUUAUUUUUCAAUUUCAAGCACAUAUUGUGUGUAUAUAUAUAUAUAUAUAUAUAUAGUCGAUAUAUGCUGUAUUAUUGUUUUAGUUUUAGCACUCAUGACAAUAGGAAGGAUUUUAUAAGAACAGAACUUCAGGGUACAAGGGUAAUAUACAGUAUAUAACUUGAAUCUAGCUAGUGGAAAUAGCUAUUGAGAGGUAAAGGCAUUUGCACCUGGAAAUCAAUGAGUUGUUACUUAACUUUAACAGUUGUGCAUGCGAUAUGGUUGAAUGUUACAUAUCCCAUGAGCUUAGAGAGUAUAUUUAUGUACACAAUGUUGCUGAUGAACCAAAUAAAAUUGUUCUACCUCUGUCUUAAUCAAAA